Messenger RNA from Rhagoletis zephyria (snowberry fruit fly), 4408 nucleotides. Its product is annotated as netrin-B-like. The record is from RefSeq and is a predicted model, not a curated record. Gene Ontology annotation, cellular component: basement membrane. Gene Ontology annotation, biological process: tissue development; motor neuron axon guidance; dendrite development. Gene Ontology annotation, molecular function: protein binding. Lineage: Eukaryota; Metazoa; Arthropoda; Insecta; Diptera; Tephritidae.
CAGAACGAUAGGGAAGUUUUACGGUCCGUCGUUUGAGAGUGUAAAAUUGUGAAUGUGAUUUUACGUUGCCGGUAAAACGAAGUGUUCUAAGGUAGGAAGCGAAAACGAAACGAGACGAACCAACAUACGCAUGCAACGAGUGGUAAAACGACGCGUUGAAGCGAAUACCGGAAUCGGAAGUGAAGUGUUGUGAAUAAAGUGAAUUGAAGAGGAUACAGAAUAAUCAAAGCGCCAACCAACCAACCAACCACCCACCCACCGCCGUUUUGUGAGUGUGUUACAUAUUUUGCUUUGCACAAGGAAGUGUGGUGAAUUUUGAAAUGUAUUGAAUACACUUCGCGUGAUAGUUGAUAUGUAUAGUGCCGGGCAGUGAUUCGGGUGCCGAUUGCAAGUACCAUACAUACCGAGAAAUAGUUGGAUGCCUAGCUGACUGCAACGCAAGCAAACUGGUCCAUGCGUGCACAUAAUUAGCAAAUGUUUGCACGUUUACGUUGUCAGAAGAACGUCAGCAGCUGACCGUGUUGGACCACUAACAGCACGGCAGCUCCGACCCCAGUCUGGGGAAACACUUUUGUCAAGUCGAUGUCAAAAGCGUGUUGUGCGAAAAAUAUUGGCUAAUCACAUUUUUGAUUUGUUGUACGUAAUUGUAUGUGUGCUUAGGCUGACUGACCUGUCAGUUUUUGUCAGCAGCACACAAAAACACACACUGCUCGCGUACACAUUACGGACAGCUGUUGCGCACUUGUGCCGCUUGUUUGGUAUUCAGAGUCGUCAACGCCUCACUGCCGUCUGUGUGGUCGCGCAAGACCGCAGACUAGGGAAACGCUAGACAGUGUGACGCCAUUGUGCCAAAGGCGCAGUGCAUGCAAGUGAGUAUCACAUAUGGCUGUGUUGUUUUGAAUGACGCGGUUGGGUUGAGUGAGUGCCGGACAAUUUCCAAACUCAUUAAGUGUACAAAGGAAGAGUAUUCUCUGCAAAGUGUCGUGGCGUGUAUCGAAAAGUUAAUCUUCGCGACGCGCGUGGGCCGCAGCUGAUAAGCAACGUGUGUCAAGUCAAUCACAAGCGCGAUAUUUCAUUGCAAGAAGCAGCGUUCAUAGCAGCGUAUCCUCUCAAAAGGGGCUGGCCUGUGGUACGCGGGGCCAGGAUUUAUGCUUGUUCGGGCGGUAGACGCGUCUAUGCAAAUUGGGUAACGUGUGUGUUCUCAUAACCGUGUUGCAUUAUACUACAAAAUUGGUUGGCCGCAAGCGCGGAGGUGUGAAUGCAAUUCCGGCCGGUAUAGCAGAAAGCACAUUUUUCAUUUUUCUUGUGCCGCGCGCGCAUUAAAUUGCUACUCCACUUUUCGAUCCGUUCAUUGGUUUGGUCGCAGUGCAUUCCAGUGUUGCUUGUGUUGUGUCUAUGUCGGAUUUGUUUUUCUGUUCGCGCUAGCUGCAGACGUCGUUCGUCGCUCUAUACCCCAUUGGGCAAUUAGCGUGCAUUCGUGUUGUCGUUUAAUUAAAACUAAAAAUUCCACUGGAAUACAAAUUAGCCGGAGGGUCGUAUGUACGAGGCCGUGGUUGCAUGCAGCACGUGCUCAGGCCACUGUCUUGGUCGUUUCGUUUUUGUUGCCGUUGUCACAAAUGCAAAGUGCAUACUACACUUGCCUACUCGCCAACUUGCCUAGCAGUGUUGCGUGCUGGCCAACCGCUAACUGAAAAUAAAAACAACCAAAGCCCCCAACGGCAGUGAAGAAUAUUGCUAAUAGGAAGUGUUGCAAGUGUUAAUCGGGCGCGUGUGACUUGAAUACGUGAAAAUUCGCCUUGUUGUGUUGCAUGCAACGCAUCUAGGUAUACACCGACCAGCCACAAAAUAAAAAAAUACAAAAAAAUAAUCAGCAUAAUAGAAUAAUGCGCACCAGUGAAACCAUGUUGGCGACAACAACACCGCACACCGCCGUCAAGCCGCCUACAGAGGCAUGCACAUCGUGCAAACGCUACCAGUCAUUGUCUGCAUCUGCAUUUGUAUGCUCGGCUAUGCGCUGCACCCAGCUGUGGCUGCCUCCUCCUCCUCCUCCUCCAGCUCUGCGCAUUCCAACAGCGAUCCCUGCUACUUCGAAGGCAAGCCACGCAAAUGUCUGCCCAGUUUUGUGAAUGCGGCCUACGGGAAUCCCGUUCAGGCGUCCAGCGUUUGUGGCGCGAACAAGCCCGAGCGCUUCUGCGAAAAUCGCGAUGGUUCGCUGAGCGAGUGUGACAUGUGCGACAAUACCAAGCCCGAAUCGCGUUUUCCCGCUAGCGCGCUAACUGAUUUGAAUAAUCCCAAUAAUGUGACGUGUUGGCGUUCGGCUAGCGUGCCUGUGCCGGCUGAUUUAGACACUGCGCCGCCAGACAAUGUCACGCUCACCCUAUCCUUGGGUAAGAAAUAUGAAUUGACCUAUGUGAGUUUGUCGUUCUGUCCAAUCCCACGUCCCGACUCGUUGGCCAUUUAUAAGAGCUCCGAUUUCGGACAAACUUGGCAACCUUUUCAAUUUUACAGUUCACAGUGCUUGAAAUUCUACGGACGUCCAGAUCGCGCCAAAAUCAGCAAAUUCAAUGAGCAAGAAGCGCGUUGUAUAGAUUCACAUCGCGAUGGUACAACCAACCGGUGCUUCAAUACACUUGAAGGUCGUCCCUCGGCCAAUGACUUGGACGCAUCACUAGUGUUGCAAGAUUGGGUUACCGCCACAGAUAUACGUGUUAUUUUCCAUCGACUCGAACUGCCACGUGAAUUGGCUGCGGCACAGGCAAAGGAUGCGGCUAAACCAGAUGCGAAUAGCUUUAGCGAUGAGAUGGGCAGCAGCCAGGAAGAUGAAGACGAUGAGGAGGAGGAUGAUGAGUACGACUACAAUGUACAAGGCAAUGAUAGCACUUAUGAAGAUGAAGAAUAUGCGGCCGAGCCCAAAAAGCAUUUGGAGCUGGACGAUGAUGAUGAUUUAGAUCUUGACUAUCCGAACGAUGGCAGCAGCAGCAGCAGCGGCAUCAGCAUCGUGCCAGAGGUCAAACGCCAUAAUACCAAGACUAAAUUGUCGGCUUACGAGAAGCAUUACCAAGCUAAAUCCGCGCUUGCUGCAGCGGCAGCAGCUGCGGUUGCCAGCACCACAAAAGCGGCCACCACAACAGUGGACAAACAAGUCGACGUCGGCAGUGAUGGCAAAGCAACAUUCAAGCCCAGCGCUAAGGAGCUAUUGGCCGUAUCGCAGCACUAUGCUGUCUCUGAUUUUGCGGUCGGUGGGCGCUGCAAGUGCAACGGGCAUGCAUCUGAAUGUGUGGCAACAGUGAGUCCGAAUGAUGCCCUUCCACAUGUAUACAAUGCUGGCGAUGAUUUCGAUGGCGCUGUUUCCACAGUGCUCGUACAUAGCUACAGCAAUAGCAAUAACAAUAAGAACAAUGCGAAUGUGAAUGUCAAGUUGACAAUGACGUGCGCUUGCAAGCACAACACAGCCGGACCGGAAUGUGAACGCUGUAAGCCGUUUUACUUCGAUCGUCCAUGGGGACGUGCAACGGACACCGACGCCAAUGAAUGCAAAAUGUGUCAAUGCAAUGGACAUGCGCGUCGUUGCCGUUUUAAUUUGGAACUUUACAAGCUGUCUGGCCGUGUUUCGGGAGGAGUCUGCUACAAUUGUCAACACGACACCACUGGCCGUUAUUGUCACUACUGUCGCGAGGGCUACUACAGGGAUGCUACCAAACCGGCAAAUCAUCGCAAGAUCUGCAAACGCUGCGAUUGCCACCCUGUAGGCUCCACAGGCAAAACCUGCAAUCAUCUAAGCGGGCAAUGCCCAUGCAAAGAGGGCGUAACCGGACUGACUUGUAACCGAUGUGCGCGCGGCUAUCAACAGACCAGAUCCCAUGUGGCGCCCUGUAUAAAAUUACCGACCAAAGCGAAUAUGAUACAAGCGGAGAGUGCAGUGAGCGAGUAUCGCGAACCAGGCGGAGCCGAUGAUGAAAUGAAAAAAUAUUGUGGCAAAUGUAAGGCCAGCCCGAAAAAACUCAAUUUGAAUAAAUUCUGCAUGGAGGAUUACGCCCUUUUGGCAAAAGUCAUUGGGCAUGAUCGCGCAUCACAGGAUAUCAAUACGGAGAAAUUUUCGAUUGAACGACAAAAUGAAAUUUUCAAAUACGAAAUAAAUAUACAAACGAUUUUCAAGCGGAACCCUUUGCAGGGUACGACGAGUUCGCUGCUGGGCAGAGGGCAUAUGAUGUGGCUAGUGCCGCGUAAGAGUCUCGAGUGCCAGUGUCCCAAAAUAAAGUUGAACAAAUCAUAUCUCAUACUUGGACGUGAUGCGGAAGCCGCACCCGGCUAUCUAGCCAUUGGCCCCAGUUCGGUGGUGCUCGAAUGGAAGGACGAAUGGUCGUUGCGCAUGAAACGCUUCCAGCGGCGAGCGCGUAAAUGCAGUUGA